AUGCGACGGUUAGAAAUGAGUGGUUUGACCAUAAGAGUAAAAAGAGGAUCGAGGGGCAGUGCUACACUUUUGGAAGCAGCCAACAGAAUUCUAAAACUCCUUGGUGUCAGUUCAUCUAAACGCGGGAAACAGUCCUCACCAAAAGCGAAGUCUAACGGCCGAGCUGCCAGUGAGGUACGGGCACCCAUAGCCACAACAGAGUCAUUGGUGGAAUCACCCAAGAUGCAAGCUUCUCAGGCCGCUGCUACUACUGUUUUGACUCCGCAAUCUACACACGGUUCCAGCCAAUCUCACAGACAUACGAAGAGAACAGCUAAAGACUACAUAUUCGGCAAAUUAAUCGGCGAAGGCUGCUACAGCACAGUAUUUUUGGCGAAAGAUAUUCACACGGGAAAAGAAUAUGCAAUUAAAGUUUGCGAAAAAAGUCACAUUGUGCGUCAUCAAAAAGUUCAAUACAUUAAAAGAGAGAAAGACGCCUUGAAUAUGCUGUUCCAUGUGCCCCAUGGUUUCGUAAAGCUAUAUUGUACUUUCCAAGAUGAAGAAAGGCUAUAUUUUGUUUUGUCUUAUGCGAAAAAUGGAGAACUACUGCAUUAUAUAAACAAAGUUGGCUCGUUUGAGUUAAACGUGGCUAGAUUCUACGCUGCUGAAUUAUUAUUAGCUUUAGAAAAGAUGCAUGCUGAAGGAAUUAUACAUCGUGAUCUAAAACCUGAAAAUAUUUUAUUAGACGAAAGUAUGCAUCUUCAAAUAGCUGAUUUUGGUACAGUUAAAAUUCUCAAUCCUAAAGAUAUCCGACCAACACUCAACAAAGAAGAUGAGGACUCAAAGGAAAAAUGCGAUGAUCAGUCAAAUGAACGCUCAAGAAAGAUUAGUUUUGUUGGAACUGCACAAUACGUAAGCCCAGAUCUAUUGCAGAAUCGAAUCGAUACACGUGCCUCGGAUCUAUGGGCUUUAGGUUGUAUUAUAUACCAGAUGAUUUCAGGACUCCCACCAUUUAGGGCUUCAACAGAAUUUUUGACAUUUCAAAAGAUAUUAAAAAUGGAUUACGAAUUUCCUGAAGGGUUUCCGGCUGACGCAAAAGAUUUAGUUGAAAAGCUUUUAGUUCUCGAUCACUCAAAACGUCUUGGCGCCACUGACAUUGGAAACACAUAUGAAAGCAUACGCAAACACCCUUUCUUUGAAGGUAUCGAUUGGGAUGACGUAUGGAACCAAACACCACCAACUAUCUGCCCUUAUUUACCUGGCGGAUCAUUUGAAGAAGAGUACACUGUACCAGACCACUUAGAACCAGGUUUAGGCAAAGAUCAAUUAGUCCGAUUGUGGGAGAUAGACCUUUCGACUUCAAGAGGUAUCCUAAAUAUAAGUUCAGAAGAGAGACGACGACGCUUGGAGGUACAAGCACGAGAAAAUAAAUGGCAUCAGUUUGUAGAUGGGGAGUUGAUUUUAAAGCAAGGUUUGGUAGAGAAGAGGAAAGGUCUAUUUGCAAGACGGCGGAUGCUUUUAUUGACAACGGGGCCACGAUUAUUCUACGUAGAUCCUGUAAAUAUGGUUUUAAAGGGUGAAAUUCCAUGGUCGCCAGAUCUACGUGUUGAGGCCAAGAAUUUCAGAAUAUUUUUACUACACACACCAAACCGCACAUACUACUUAGAAGACCCCGAGUCGUACGCCUUAGAAUGGAGUAGAGUUAUUGACGAGGUGCGUAUCGGCACAUACGGCCGUGACACGACUUAA
Pieris macdunnoughi is the source of this 1728-nucleotide messenger RNA. NCBI's taxonomy places the organism in Eukaryota, Metazoa, Arthropoda, Insecta, Lepidoptera, Pieridae. The record is from the annotation of a GenBank genome assembly.